Messenger RNA from Caenorhabditis angaria, 2885 nucleotides. Lineage: Eukaryota; Metazoa; Nematoda; Chromadorea; Rhabditida; Rhabditidae. The record is from the annotation of a GenBank genome assembly.
AUGGGAAUUGAUAGUUAUAAUCCAACAGUUCGUGCGCGGCUCUCAAAUGCAACAAAAACCCGAGUCCUCAACCUAAAAGAAUCCGCUUUGCACCGGAUUCCAGAUGAUGUGCAAAAAAUCGUGAAUCUAAGGCAUUUGGAUAUUUCUUUCAAUUAUUUGACAGCUCUUCCAGCUUAUAUUGGAAGCUUUUCCCAGUUGAAAGUUCUACAUUUCGGCAGGAAUUCUCUAGGUUUCUCUAUAUACUAAACUUUUGACAUUUGAAAAAUUGAAUAUCAUCUCUUUUUCAUUGCAGAAUCGCUGCCCGAGGAACUUGGGAACUUGGAAAAUCUCGAAACUUUGAGUUUCAGUCAAAACAAAAUCGCUGAAAUUCCUGGAAGUUUGGCGAAAUGCGCGAGUUUGAAAAGCAUCGAAGCCGUGGAAAAUCAAUUUGUCGAAUUUCCCACGGUUUUUUGCGAAAUUCCCAAUUUGGAAACUUUGGUUUUGACGAAUAAUCGGAUUGAAAAGUUGCCGGAUGAGGUGAAAAUUUAGAAUUUUGGCUAAAAAUUGGAAUUCUGCUGGAAAAAUGAGCCUAGACGUGGAAAUUUGAGAGAUUUUGAUAGAUUUCCACAGAUUUUUGAGCAUUCAAAAAGUGGGCGCUGCUUAUUUUUCUCUGCGCUCUCUCAAAAUAAUACAUAGGCGCUGCUUAUUUUCUUCGAAAAAGUGGGCGCUGCUUAUUUUUCUCUGGGCUCUCUCCAAGUUAAACAUAGGCGCUGCUUAUUUUUCUCUGCGCUCUCUCAAAAUAAAACAUAGGCGCUGCUCAUUUUUCUCUGCGCUCUCUCCAAGUUAAACAUAGGCGCUGCUUAUUUUUCUCUGCGCUCUCUCCAAGUUAAACAUAGGCGCUGCUUAUCUCUCUCCCCUUGAAAUCCAAUUUCAUCUUCAUUUUCAGAUCGCCUCAAUUCGCGCCAUCUCAAUUCAAAUCAACAAAAAUCGCAUAACCUCUCUCAACUCCUCAAAUCUAUCAAAAUGCCCUCGACUUCGCCUCAUCAAUCUAGACGAAAAUCAACUAAACCUCGAUGAAAUUCAGAAUUUCCUCGGGGAAAAACGGGAUGAACUGAAGAUCAGUUUCGAAAAUAAUGUGUCGCAAAUUCACACGAAUAAUUUAAUGGUAAAUAGAUAAGCUUAUCCUUGCAAUAGCAAUAAUAAUCGGGAAAAAGACAAGAAUGCACAGAAACCGAAAAAGUGUGCGCACACAACACACCAAACUUGACGCGCAAAACAAAUGUGUCGAUUUACAUUUUUCGGUUUUUGACCGGUUUUUCCACAUGUUAUUCAAUAAAUUACUUGAAUUCUAGUUUUUAGGAGAUGGGCAAUGAAUCUUCAAAAGGUGGUUCUGGAAAAUCGAUAGGAGAAAAUGCCCGGAAAAUUGUUGGUAAGUCAAGAUUUCCACUGAAAAUCUUAUCAAAACUCAAUUUUCUCACAGGAAAAUCGGGACCUUCUAGCUCAACAGUGAAUAAACAUUUGGAAAUGGCCUCAAAAUCACGAAUUCUUCAACUAAAAGGCUCAGGCUUAAAACGAAUUCCAGACGAAGUCGAAAAUCUCGCUGAAAUUCUGCGAAACCUUGAACUCAGCGAGAAUAAGAUUCGAGAAAUCCCCGUGUUUUUGGGCAAAUUUCAAAAUUUGAAACAACUUCAUUUGGCCAAUAAUUGUAUUGAGGCGAUACCGGAUGAAGUGGGAUAUUUGAAGAAUUUGGAAGUUUUGAAUAUUCCUGGCAAUAAGUUAGCCGAACUUCCUGAUACGAUUGCUGGGUGUACGAGUUUGAAGACGUUGGAUUUGAGCUCGAAUUCGUUUCGCGUUUUUCCCAAGGCUGUUUUUGCGAUUAUGGCGCUGGAAUUUUUGAAUUUGAACUCGAAUCAAAUUGAAAAUCUUCCAGAUGAGGUGAAUAACAUUUUGGAAAUGACGUCACAAUUGCCACGUCAUAGGUUCACGUCAAAAUUCAUUCGAGCGCCUCAAGCGCGAGUGUAAACCGCUAGCUUCCGCUUUAGCGGCCACGUGGUUUACUAUGAUAUGGAAAACGUCAUAAUAAUCCGCGUGGCCGCUGCGCGGAAGCUUGCGGUCCACACUCGCUCCGCUCGAUAAACCCUUUCCAAGUCCUAUUCUGAAAUAUCCGAUAAAAAUCUGAAAAACUGGAAUUUUAAGCACAAAUUGAACAUGAAACGAUCCAGGAACUAUUUUAUAUGUAGUUCCUGCAUUGUCCCAUGCUGAAAAUUCCAGCAUUUUUCAGAUUUUUAUUGGAAUUUCAGCGGAGAUGCGGAAGUUAUGCCCAAAUUUUCGAGCGAAGCGAGUGUAAACCGCUAUCUUCCGCGGAGCGGCACUAGCUUCCGCUUAAGCGGCCACCGGAUUCACAAUAGGAUAUAAGUGAAGUCUCCAUGUGGCCGCUAAAGCGGAAGAUAGCGCCGCUUCGCGGAAUCUAGCGGUUUACACUCGCUUCGCUCGAAAAAACAUGCAUUUUGCUCAGAUUUUCAUGAAAAAUUCAAAUUUUCGCUCUAUUUCCUCCCCAAACCUCUGAUUUUCCCAGAUCUCCGACCUAAAAGUCAUCGAAUUAUCCCUCAACCAAAACCGUCUUCAAUCCCUCAACGCCGCUCGUCUCAUUCUUUGCCCCCGUCUAAAAACCUUGCGAGUCGAAGAAAAUUGUCUGGAAAAACGAGAAUUCACGCGCGAAUUGCUGGAAAACUCGGAAAUCUCCAAUAUUACCUAUCAAGGAAACGUGUUUCAGCUCAAAGAAUUUCAGGUAACUCUCCUUAUAGCUUUGGUGAAGCUUUUUUUGCUGAAAAUAUAUAUUUUUAUAGGAUCUACAAGGAUAUGAAGCUUAUCAAGAACGAUUUACUGCCACAAAACGGAAAAUGUGA